Molecule: messenger RNA, 2110 nt
Organism: Phascolarctos cinereus (koala)
Lineage: Eukaryota; Metazoa; Chordata; Mammalia; Diprotodontia; Phascolarctidae
Product: antiviral innate immune response effector IFIT1-like
Biological process (GO): defense response to virus
Cellular component (GO): cytosol
Molecular function (GO): RNA binding; protein binding
Source: RefSeq, a predicted model, not a curated record
UAGACAGGAAAUUGUGCAGCAGAAGGAAGCUGAACCUGCAGAGCGGGAUAUGAAAGUCCUGCUCCUCACUGAUUUUCUUAUUCCCCUUCACUGUAGAAACAGGGUCAGGAGAAGACGGAAGGCCUGAGGUCAAAAGGAUCGAUGCUUUUCUUUGCGUGGAGGUUCUCCACAUCACUAUUGGGAGAUCAGACCAGCAACAGAAUAUGGAAGCUGCCUUGUGUGGGCACAGACGGAGGGCUCUCUCCAGGCCUCUAGCAGACCUCCCUCAAGGGAUAUGUUUUAAAUAGAAAGAGUAAUCAGGGCCUGAAGACAUAGUGCUCUCUCUCUCUCUCUCUCUCUCUCUCUCUCUCUCUCUCUCAGGGCUCUCAAUCCUCCCCACCACCACCACCAAGAGAAGGGAAAUUUGCAAAGUAUAUCUAGUUGGGCCAAGGAAAGGAAAUCCAUUGUCAUCAUCUUUUCAGAAAGAAUUAUGGCUCUGUCUGCCCUGUACUGCCUGACAGAAGCAAAGCUGGCUUCUGAAGAGGAAAUCAGACUCUUUCCCAUCUCUUCAGAACCACAAAGAAGGAACCAGGAAUCAAUCAUGAGUGAGAUGUCCGAGAAGAAUCCUAUGAUGGAUGCCCUGCUUGAGUUGAGAUGCCACUUCACAUGGGAUUUAAUGAGAAUAGACAUAUACUUGCCUGAUUUAGAAAACAGAAUUCUGGAUGAGAUUGAGUUCCUGGACACAAAAUUCAAUGUGGGAAUUCACAACAUGUUGGCCUACGUGAAGCAUAUGAGGGGUCAAAACGAGAAGGCUCUAGAAAGCUUGAGAGAGGCUGAAGAAUUGAUUCAAAAGCUGAAUGAUGAUAAUCAAGGAAAGAUAAAAAGCCUUGUGACCUGGGGAAACUAUGCCUGGAUCUAUUAUAACAUGGACAGACUCCCUGAAGCCCAGACUUACCUGGAGAAGGUAGAAGCAAGUUGUAAGAGGCUUUCAAGCCCCUUCCGCUAUAAAGUAGAACUUCCAGAAAUUGACUGUGAGGAAGGGUGGGCCCUGCUCAAGUUUGGAAAGGAGUAUUAUGAAAAGGCCAAAGCUUGUUUCCAAAAGGCCCUGGAAUCAGAGCCUGAGAACCCUGAAUUUAACACUGGAUUCGCGAUUACGAUGUACCGUCUGGAUUGUCAUCAAAAUAUUUCUCCAGAACCUAGUAUUUCUCUAGAGCCGCUACGACGGGCAGUCGCAAUCAACCCAGAAGAUGCUUACCUUAAAGUUCUUCUUGCCAUGAAGCUCCAAGGCCUUAAACAAGAGAAAGAAGGAAAAAAGUACCUUAAAGAAGCUUUAGAAAAUAUGUCAUCACAGCCCUACAUUCUUCGCUAUGCAGCCAAAUUUUAUGGCAAGAAAAGGCGCCUGGAUAAAGCUUUGCAUUUCUUAAAAAUUGCUUUGCAAGCCACUCCGUUCUCUGCUGUCCUACAUCACCAGAUGGGAUUUUGUUACAAGUUGAAAAUGAUUGAAAUCAAGAAAGCUACCAACUACAAGCCACAAGGCAGGGAUAGACAAGAUCUUGAUGAAAUAAUUCAAUCAGCCAUAUUUCAUUUUAAAACUGCGACAGAGUACAGACCCACAUUUGAGGUAAGUCACAUAGAACUAGGCAACAUGUAUGCAGAAGCAGGUGACUUCCAAAAAGCAGAAGAAAGCUACCAGAGGGUACUAAAUAUGAAACAACUUCAAGAUAAGAUAAAGCAAGAGGUCCUCUAUAACUAUGGCCAGUUUCUAGAGUUUCACAAGAGGUCUGAGGCUGAUGCUUUCACCCUUUACCUGGAAGGACUAAAAAUAAACCCAAAAAAUAAAUGGCUUCUAAUUGCUUUGGAGAAACUCGCUAAAAAGCGUCUUCAGAGAAAUGCAUCAGAUGUAGAGAGUUUGAGUCUCCUAGGAUUCAUCCAUAAAAUGAAAGGAGAUCCAGGACAAGCCAUACAGCUGUACGAGACAGCUCUAAAGGCGGGCUCCUCCCUUCUGCUUUCUGGAACACCUCUGUUCCCUCCAGAUGCUGCUCAAGAAGCACUAGCUUCUUCUUGAAGCCUUUCCAGAUCCCCUCAGUUGCCACUGCAUUCUUUUCUCAGCAAACACCUUGUAUCUGCAGAG